UGUGGCGGCUCACACCUGUCAUCUCAGCACUUUGGAAGGCCCAGGCGGAAGGAUCUCUUGACGUCAGACUUCCAAAACAGCUUGGGUAACACAGCAAGACCCCGUUCCCAGGCUGUGGGCAAAGCCGGGCGCGGUGGCUCACGCCUGUAAUCCCAGCACUUUGGGAGGCCGAGGUGGGCGGAUCACCUGAGGUCAGGAGUUCGAGACAAGCCUGACCAACGUGGUGAAACCCAUCUCUACUAAACAUACAAAAAUUACCCGAGCGUAUUGGCGGGCGCCUGUAGUCCCAGCUACAUGGGAGGCUGAGGCAGGAGAAUCGCUUGAACCCAGGAGGCGAAGCUCGCAGUGAGCCGAGACUGCGCCACUGCAUUACAGCCUGGGUGACAAGAGAGAGACUCCCGUCUCAAAAAAAAAAAAAAAAAAGACACCUUUCUUUGGGCUUAGCGAGCAAACAUUCUACGCAAUGCCUAAUAUAAGCCGGCCCAGGCACCACCCAAGCCUUCGGCCAGGACUGUUUUCCCGUUUCGAGAAGGCUCCAUCACACUCCACACGGGAUCCAGUCAACAGCCGUUCCAAACAUGGCGCGGGCAGGGGUGGAAGACAAGCCAGCGCGACGCCGUCCAGCCUCAUCCCCGGGGCACAAAGGGGAGACUAAUCUCCAGGAAACUCGGGGUACAGAAUCGAUAACCCCACAAGAAGCUAGUCCACGAGUGGGCCUUGAGGAAAAAGUAGGUCGGGCACAAGCGAGCUGUUCAGACGCAGUUCACAUCAAACACUCGCGGACAACACAGCAAGAUGAAAACGGCCCCGUGCGCAGGCGCGCGGAACCACGACUAGCGCGCUUGGGCACGACCCCUCCUGCUUCCCUCAAAGGCCAAGGAAGUUGCUCCGACGCGCUUGCGCGAGGACAGAAUGUUGACGGGAGGGGGAAUUCUUUCCCUUCAUUGUCAGAGAGAACCGCCCCCGCACGGCGAGCGCGCGCUCGCUCACGCACCACUCUCACACUCCGGCGCGCCGAGGGCUUUCCGCCUGGCGUCUCGCGCAUGCGCGGAGGGGGAAGCGGUGGCGAAAUCGGAUGCUUUUUGCUGAGUUUCUCAGAGAAGUUUCUGGAAAGAUGGAGCCAAAGGGACGCUGGGGGGUGGGGAGCGCAAGGAAGCAAGCGUUUGAAAGAAAGCGAAAAACCCCAAGCACACCGCGACACCUCCAACCUUCGAGCCACGGCCCAAGCAGAGCCCAAGGCCACUGAGACCCUCACGCCAGAGAAAAAGCACAGGGACCGCGGCAGCCGCUCCUCUCUCUGCCACUGCUCAGCCCCCGAGACUCCCCAGCACGGGGAGAGGGCAGGGGGUAGCCAUGAGAAACCUAGAGCGCUCAUUGGACGUUUGCGAGGUGGAAGGAAAGCCGAAACCCGCCCUUUGGAGCCGCCUGUGCGCACGGGCCCCCUCGAGUGGGCUCAGUACGUUAGGACUCAGCGUGGCCGCCAAAGCAUUGGUUGGAGGCGUCUUUCACUAAUUUUUCCUAGGUUUUCCCUCUUAUCGGGCUCUGUGGUCCUUUCACCACUCGUCUUCACUUUGGUGGCCUGACGCUAACGCUGCGAGUUGGGGAAACCGUAGUAACCCCGGGCCUGAGGGGCGUCCCGGGCGGCGGUGCUCCGUUGCUUCCAGCGGUUGCCCGUUUAAGAAAAAGCCCCCCGGAGAGGGGCCCGUGUGGCUGAGUAAAGGUGGCGUGCGCCCGCACAAAGGCGCCGCGUUGUUGGCGGGUUCCGGACCCGGUUGCCCCUGGGCGGGGCGGCGUGGGAAGACCGGGACGCCUGGGCGGGGAGAACGACGUUGGCGCUAGCGGGGCCGGGCAGGGGGAGGGAGCCACGGCAUUUAGCAGGUGCUUCUCCGCGACCGAGCGACUGCCAUUUUGUGGCGCGGCCGCCGCCAUUUCGCGCGGCCGAGGGGCGGGGUGUGGGCGGAGCGGCGGGCGCGCCCGGGCUGUCCCUCGGGGCAGCGGGCUAACGCGGCCGCUUUGUUCUUCGCUGCUCGGCUCGAGGCCCCAGUCUCGACCGCCGACCGCCUCGGAACCGGGCUGCGUCCGAGCUGCCACGCGGCGUGUGAACCUUGAAGCGCGGCCGGGGAGUCCGCAAGGCGCCCACUCUCUUCCUCCUUGCAAGCCCUUCGAAAGUGAGAUUUCUCACCCCACCCUUGCAGGGUGGAGAGAACACGUUUCAAAAAGGGGAUGCCUAGAACUCAGCCGUGGGAAGUGGCUGUCUAAAGCCUUGUGCUGGUGCCAGUAGCAAACCUGUGCGCGUGCUCGGCUUUGAGCGAUCAUGGAGUUCUGCAAAUAGCUCAACUGCAGAGCGUGCCCCUUAGAGCUCCUGUGCUGCUGGGAGGCCUCACAAAGGUGCCAAAACCAGGUGUCCCCAGCGGUUGACCUCUUUAAAAAGAAAAAAAAAAGGCGGAGUGGGAUGUCCUUGACGUGCUGGAAGACGGAGUAGAAUGAGACGUUGCUUUUCAUUGGCUGGCCGUUAAGCACGCACUGCGCAACUGUUUUCCAGAUACGGGUUUAUAGCCUGUUAUUUAUAUCGGAGCCAUAAACUUGAACAAUAGAUUGGAAUAUCUUAUUUCUGCCUGUUGAGAACAUCUCCCAUUUAACUUCUUUUGAAAGUUCAGAUGAGUAUGUAAAUAAUACAUUGACCCAGUAGAAUCUACUGUAUGCGUUCCAGCGUCAUUUCAAAUCCUGAAAGAGCUGCUGUUUUUCUCAUUUCAAAAGAAAUAUUUAAAUGUGAGUCUUGGUGUUUUAAUGUUAACUUUGUGGUUCGAAAUCAACAAAGCCAGGAAAUUCAAGAGAACUGCUGCUAAAUUUGUCUUCUCCCUUUGCUUUCGUACAAGGGUUUUUUGUUUAAUUUUUUUCUUUUAAGUUUUUCUUUACCACAGUGUGAGUACAUAGAAGAGCCAGCCGUUUAUAUUCUUACUAUGUAUAAUUGUAGGGAGUUAUUUCAGUAACAGGAGGUAAAGCUCAUAAUGAUAGGAUGAAAAGGUAAAAGAACAUCUAUUGAAGGAAUCGAUCAGGAUUUGAUGGCUUCCAGAUGAAAGAAAUAUCUGAGAAGAGGCUUUUGGAUUCCAAAUAAUUUAGUUUCAUUAUGACCAAAAGCACUGCAUAGAGCUUUAAAUUUUUAUACCGUAUCUUUUGACAUCAACUAUCCUUUUUUUUUUUUUUUUUAAGACAAGGUCUCUGUGUCGUGCAGUAACGAAAUCACAGCUCACUGCAGCCUCGACCUCCCUGGACUCAGGUUAUCCUCCCACCUCAGCCUCCUGAAUAGCUGAGAAUAGGCGCGAAUCACCACGCUGGGCUAAUUUUUUUUUUUUUUUUGAAGGAGGCUCGCUCUGUCACCCAGGCUUGAGUGCAGUGGAUCUUGGCUCACUGCAACUUCCGCCUCCCGGGUUUAAGUAGUUUUCCUGCCUCAGCCUCCGGAGUAGCUGGGACUACAGGCACGCCUCAGCACGCCUGGCGAAUUUUUGUAUUUUUAGUAGAGAUGGGGUUUCACCAUGUUGGCCAGCAUGGUCUCGAUCUCCUGACCAAGUGAUCCGUCCGCCUCGACCUCCCAAAGUGCUGGGAUUUCAGGCAUAAGCCACCGUGCCUGGCGCUGGGCUAAUUUUUUAACCUUUUGUAGUGACGGUUUCACCAUGUUGCCCCUGUUGGUCUUGAGCGUCUAGGCUCAACAGAUCCUCUCAAAGUGUUGAGAUUACAGGCGUGAGUCACCGCGCCUGGCCUAUCCUUCCUUUUGGCAGUGAGAGCUUACAGAUUUUUUUUUUAAAUGAUGUGUUUUUUUUUUCUUUUUUGUCUGCACAAUGAAAAUGAAAUAGUUUAAAACUAUUAGUUUUAGUGGAAAUUUGGAAUCUGUUACAGUAGCCUGAUAACUCAGGCAAAUUAUUAUGGCUCUAAUUAGCUGGGCAGUUUAGAUUCGAAGAAUGAUUGCCCAGCACUUGAACAGACUAGAAGGGUCUGUUUAAACACUCCUAAUUCCUGGGGUUCAUUUUUAUUUAUAAAACACAUACUUUGGGCCAGGCGCAGUGGCUCAUGUCUGUAAUCCCAGCACUUUGGGAGGCCAAGGCGGGCGGAUCACGAGGUCAGGAGAUCGAGCCCAUCCUGGCUAACACGGUGAAACCCUGUCUCUACUAAAAAAAAAAAAAAAAAUACAAAAA
Messenger RNA from Gorilla gorilla gorilla (western lowland gorilla), 4190 nucleotides. RefSeq lists its product as uncharacterized. Lineage: Eukaryota; Metazoa; Chordata; Mammalia; Primates; Hominidae. The record is from RefSeq and is a predicted model, not a curated record. The coding region runs from base 579 to 1583 and encodes 334 amino acids. The transcript has a single exon.